Rotaria sp. Silwood1 is the source of this 1155-nucleotide messenger RNA. The record is from the annotation of a GenBank genome assembly. Lineage: Eukaryota; Metazoa; Rotifera; Eurotatoria; Philodinida; Philodinidae.
AUGUUUGGUUUGGCCAUGGGUGAUGCCCUUGGUGCUCAUGUGGAAUUCAGGCCUCACAGUUAUUUGCUGGCUAAUCCAGUUAAAGACCUAGUAGGGGGAGGAACAUGGGGUCUACAAAAGGGACAGUUUACUGAUGAUACCUCAAUGGCACUUUGUUUGGCUAAUUCACUAAUUGCUUGUCAAGACUUUGUUCCAUAUGAUCAAUUAGUUCGCUACAAAUGGUGGUAUCGACAUGGCUACAUGUCAUCGACUGGUCAAUGUUUCGACAUUGGUGCAGCCACCCGACAGUCUAUCGAAGAAUUUGAAACACGCCAAAGAAAGUUUGCACAUGAUCAUGAUAUACCAUUAGAUGAAAUGGACUCGCUAUCUGAUCGUGAUCUUCUUCAAGCCUUCGACGUGAAAUGUAGUAAAGAGGAUGUGGCUGGUAACGGAGCUCUAAUGCGUCUCGCACCUGUGCCACUCUUCUUCUACCGAAACCCAGAAGUCGCCAUUGACUAUUCUGGUAUUAGUGGUCGAAUCACUCAUGGAGAUGACAAAGCUUAUGAUGCCUGUUGUUAUUAUGGAGCUCUCAUCAUAGCUGCCCUGAAUGGUGCAAAGAAAAGCGAGCUGAUUAGUAAAACAUUUUAUGAUGAGCAUCGAGAAUGGUUUGGCAAUCGAACCCUUCAUUCUGAAAUCAUGGCGAUUGCUCAGGGAUCAUACCAAAAACCAGGCGGAUAUCAAGAUGGAAUUCGAGGGAAAGGAUACAUUGUCAAUGCUCUCGAGGCCGCUUUGUGGGCGUUUUGGAGUGAUGAAGACUCAUUCGAAACAGGAGCACUUAAAGCUGUUAAUCUGGGUGAUGAUACAGACACAACAGCAGCUAUCUAUGGUCAGUUAGCAGGAGCUUACUAUGGCUACAAGAAAUUGCCAGAAAAAUGGCUGGAAUGCAUGUAUGCCAAAGAUUUCAUUUUAUGUGUAAGUAGUUGGAUUUCAUACGAGGGAGAAGCAUGGUUUAAAAAUCAGAUGAUUCCGGAUACAAGCGUACUAAUUAAUACCGGAGCAAGAGGCUAUCAUACGUCACUUACAAAUCGAGGAAGCAGAGACGAAGUUGAAGCAUACAAUCGAAGAUUUGAAGCAUGGUCUGAGAGUUUUGGAGGAGAAACAGGAUUUGAUCAAUGA